UAGGGUUGUUGUUGUUUGAUUAGAUAUUGUGUAUUCCAAAUUUCUGAUUUAUGUUUUGAGAUUUUCUAAAUUGCCUAGUUCCUAGAUCGCAAAAUUAAUUAAUUUUUGUUUGCAGUUCUCAUCAUUCAUUCUCUAUUGCAUAGUCCUUUUUGCCAUUUGGUUAAACAUUGAAUUUCUUGUCCUCAAUAAUCAGGUUUGCACUGCUGAUGUUGUUGUACAUGUACCUAAUGAAUUAAUUAGUAAUGUUUCUGAAGAUUGCAGGGACUGCCAUGGAUAACAGAGAUCACAAACAUCUCAAGGGAAUCAACACGGAUAUGAUUAGUCAAUUCCCAGACCCAAUUAUUCAUCACAUUCUAUCUUUCCUCGAAACCAAAUUUGUGGUUCGCACAAGUAUUUUAUCUAAAAGAUGGUGGUAUAUCUGGACCACAAUGCCUGCAUAUGAUUUUUUACUACAAGGUCAUCAAGAGUUCGAAGCCAAGACAUUGGAGAUCUUUGUAGACAAAAUUCUGUCGGGUCGCAAACCUUUAUUUAGUAUAACAAAAUUCGCACUAAGGUCCGAUGAAAAGCAUUUUGAUGCAUCAAAAGUUUAUCAGUGGAUUUCAAAUCUAGUUAGGUGUAACAUUGAAGAGCUCAACCUCGCCUUGUCUGACGAUCAACCCAUUAACCUUCCGAUCUCUCUUUUUACUUGUAAAUCGCUUUUGGAGUUGAGAUUACAGCUAAAUAUUUCUCUUAUUGAUCUUCCAAAAGCCAUCUCCAUUCCGAAACUCAAGCUUCUUCACCUUUCCAAUAUAAGCUUACAUAAGUCAUUGGCUGAGCAGCUCAUUCUGAACGCCCCACUCCUGGAAGAAUUGGUUUUGAGCAAAUGUUUGUGGUCAGAUUGGAAUGAGAGUACCUUAAACAUUUCAGGUCCUGCAUUAAAAUUCUUCCGUUUCCAUGAUCCUGUAACUCAUGUUGGUGUGCGCGGUUUCUAUGAUCCCGUAACUCAUGACGGUGUGCGCAAUGGCAUUGUCAAAAUUCAUGCACCAAAUCUAAGGCACCUCACUUGCACUGGAAAUAUUGCCAAGGACUAUAUUCUGUCUAGCUUUCCUUCACUAGACGAUGCAGAGGUUUGUUUCAAAUUCAACUUCAACUUCAAACGUAAUUUUCUUAACACAAGGGGUGCUGAAAUAGGCCCUGCUGCAAGUAAGCUUGUUGGAGCACUUUCUAAUGUAAGGUCUUUAACAAUUUCCGGUGAAACUCUUGAGGCUCUCUCUUUUGCAAAUGAUCUGCCUACAUUUCAAAAUCUAACCCAUUUGACGGUGACGUCGAAGUUUAGAUCUUUGGCUGACAAAGUCCUACUUAAGUUGUUCCAAAGCGCGCCUAAUCUGGAGUCGCUUGUUUUGCCGGGGUUACCAACGAACGAACGCGAAUUCACACAAGGUGUAUUUUGGAGCUUAAGUGUAGCAAUUGGGUGUCCAUUUGCACGGCUCAAGUCAGUCCAUUUCAAGGAGUUUUCAUGGCACCCCAGGAAUAUGGAAUUCUUAAAACUAGUUUUGAAGAAUGCAAAAGUUCUUGAAAAGGUAUCUUUAGGAAAUGAGACACCACCGUUAUCAAGCAUACCUGCAAGAAUCGAACUAAUGGAGAAACUUAUUGUUCCAAAGAAGGUGAAAUCUCAUAAGAAGGUGAAGGCGAUGACUCUGUUUGAGUGGUAUCUCAUAGGAACACAAACCCCCUAAGUUUGAUUUAACUGCAGCUGCAUUUCGAACAAGGCAUGGUUUGGUUUCCUAAAGUUUCUCGAUUUGUUAAUUUGGGAUACUACUUAUGAGGUUAAUACUCAAAUCAUCUUCUGGACAUGAGAAAAUUUAGUUGUUUACAUUAUGUGGUUGGAAUAUUAUUAUUAUUAUUAUUUUCUUGGAGCAGCAGUAUGCCUAGCACUUCCAAGAAAUUAUGGUGUGGGACAUGAUAUGGUACCCUUUCCCGCCGGACUUGAUGUCUCGCAUUUGUCUCAUUUCUUUCUCAAUUGUGCUUAAUGCUAGAAUUAACCUGUGCAUAAAAAAGAGCUCAGUUUGCAAGUCAUUCUUUGAUUAGCAUGUAGAAAAAUCUGAAGUCAUUAUAUGUAAGGCUAGAUAGAGCCUUCUAUACUUACUCGAGUGUGUAUCUAUGUUGUUUGUUAAAGGCGACCGGAUGUGUAUAGUUUUAGGAUUUCUU
Papaver somniferum (opium poppy) is the source of this 2187-nucleotide messenger RNA. Its product is annotated as F-box/LRR-repeat protein At4g14103-like. Lineage: Eukaryota; Viridiplantae; Streptophyta; Magnoliopsida; Ranunculales; Papaveraceae. The coding region runs from base 243 to 1715 and encodes 490 amino acids. Gene Ontology annotation, molecular function: protein binding. The transcript is spliced from 4 exons. The record is from RefSeq and is a predicted model, not a curated record.